AUGUCAUCGUCGUCCCUGAUGAGGCCCAGGACCUUGGUGUCAUCCGCAAACUUGACCAGUUUGAUGGAGGAGUGGCUGGAGAGGCAUUCAUUGGUGUACAGGGAGAACAGUUUGGGGGAGAGGACACAACCUUGUGCGGCUCUGGUGUUGGUGGUGAGGGGGACCAACAGGAAGCUGCCAACUCACACUUGUUGCUUCCUGUUGGCCGUCUGGGAGGGUGGUGUUGAAGGCCGAGCUAUAAUCCACAAACAGGGCCCUGAUGUAGGAGCUCAGCUGGUCCAAGUGCAUCAAUAUGUGGUGGAGUCUGAGGUUGAUGUUGUCGUCAACGGAAAUAAUCUGAUUCAUAAUGAAUGUUCCAUCUCCGGCUCUGAACUUUUAGAUCUUCUUCUGCCUACAGUGAGGGUGGAUCGACCUGUGAUCACAGAGACAGACUCGGUUACAUUAAACUGUGUGACUCCAUCACCUUUUUCUGUGACUCAGUGUGAUUUCUACAUUGAAAAUAAAAAAAAAUCUGACAGCUACUCGUGCAUGCAGACAAUCACAGGAGCAGAGUUGCUGAAGGUCACAAACAGAAUGUCACCUACUGAGGUUAAAGUGAGAUGUUCUUAUACUGUAAAGGAUGGAGGUAUUUACCAUUUAUCUCCAAGCAGUGGUGAAUCCACCAUAAUUAUUAACAACCUUCCUCAAGCUCUACUGAGAGUGAAUGCAUCUGUGAUCACAGAGACAGACUCAGUCACUCUGAACUGUGUGACUCCAUCAUCUGUUCCUGAGUGUUUUUACGGCUUUUUGAAAGAAAAUCCCUCCAAAAGAUUCUCUUGUCUGAAGACACUGACAGGAGCCGAGUUGCUGUCUUUAACACAUCAAAGCUCACCAGCCAAAGUUGAUGUCACCUGUUUUUAUCUAAAUUCCAAUCCAUCUCCAGAGAGUAACAUCGUUACCAUCGACAUACAACUUCCUUCUCCUGAGCUGACAGUGAAUCCGCGGCUGAUCUCAGCGACAGACUCAGUCACAUUAAACUGUGUGGCUCCAUCAUCUGUUUCUGAGUGUUUUUUGUACUUCAUGGGGACCAAAAUUUCAAGAACCAUCUCCUGUGUGCAGACCCUGACAGGAACUGAGCUUCUGGUGAUGGCACAUCAGAGUUCACCUGCUGAGGUCGAAUUAAAAUGUUAUUACGCUGUAGCGCAAAGAGGAGGAAAAUACUUUUCUCCAAACAGUAACAUCUGUUCAGUCAUCGUACAAACUAAACUCACAGUGAAUCCAGCAGUGAUCACAGAGACAGACAUGAUCACUCUGAGCUGUGAGGCUCCAUCGUAUGUUUCUGUGUCUCAGUGUUAUUUCUACAAUAAGAACAGUGGCACUGAGAAACCCCUUCCAUGUCAUCAGACACUGUCAGGAGCUGAACUUCUGCAGAUAUAUGAUCUCUCCUCACCUGGUGAGGUUAAUGUGAACUGUUAUUAUAUUGCACAGUCUGGAGCAGUAAAGUCUCCUUACAGUGACUUCUCCUCCAUCAAAAUACAAGGUCCUUCUCCAGCUAAACUCACAGUGAAUCCAGCAGUGAUCACAGAGACAGAAAUGGUUACUCUGAGCUGUGAGGCUCCAUCGUCUGUUUCUGUGUCUCAGUGCUAUUUCAACAGUUCUGAUGGAGGAACCAUCAGAGAACUCUCCUGUCAUCAGACACUGAAAGGAGCCAAACUUCUGCAGAUAUUAGGUCUCUCCUCACCUGCUGAGGUUAAAGUGAGCUGUUAUUAUACGGCACAGUCUGGAGCAGUAAAGUCUCCCUACAGUGACUUCUCCUCCAUCAAAAUACAAGGUGAGUGA
Messenger RNA from Menidia menidia (Atlantic silverside), 1818 nucleotides. The record is from the annotation of a GenBank genome assembly. NCBI's taxonomy places the organism in Eukaryota, Metazoa, Chordata, Actinopteri, Atheriniformes, Atherinopsidae.